UUUACAUUCGAGCUACUUUUUACUUGUGAUGACCAUUUUCACGUGGCAAACUAGCUCUGAGCUCACUUGACUACCGGUAUGUAUUUUUUAUGGACAAGAAGAUGGAUGUAUCCACUUGCAGCUGCUAUGAGGAGUAUUGUCACUGCUCCAAUAUCCACUCUCCGUGUGCUCCCUAGACCCAUACCUGCUGUGUGGAGGUCACCUCUCACUAGGAAGAGUCUGUGUGCACUGUCAUCACCUAGCUUGCUGCCAGAGGCUAAAGACGUGGAGGCAGCAUCUUCACUACUCUGUGCUGGGUGUGGGGCUCAACUGCAAACCAGGGACAACCGUCUCCCUGGAUUCACACCAGAGCAGAAAAUCACAAAAUUAGAGAAUACGAUUCACGAUGCAGACUCUGUUUCUAACGCAGAAAUCAUUUCAGACGCAAAAACGGAGCCCCUGAUAUGCCAACGAUGUUUCUCCCUCAAGCACUACAAUACAGCAUUGAACAUUUCUCUGAAGGCUGAUGAUUACCUCACCCAUCUCAGCAUACUUAAGGAGAAGAGAGCUCUCAUUCUCCUCAUGGUGGACGUUACAGACUAUCCUGCCAGUGUAUUCCCGAGCAUAAGUAUUCUCAUAUCCCCGUCUAGUAGAGUGCUCAUAGUAGCCAACAAGACUGACCUACUGCCAAAGAAUACAACAAAACAAUUCUGGAAAGAUUUUGAACAAAUUGUAUUGACUGAGACGACUAGUUCCAGCCUAACUGGUUGCGAUGUUAUGGGUGUGCGUUUCAUAAGUGCACGGACUGGGCAUGGUCUUGAAGAGCUCUGUGAGGAGAUCACUAACUCAUGGGGGAACAGAGGUGAUGUGUAUCUUCUUGGCUGCACCAAUGUUGGCAAGUCUACUCUCUUCAACACCUUGCUGUCUCGACUGUGUGGAGCCAAGCCUGGGCAGCUGAGUACAAGUGCUAACAUGAGUGCUCCAAUGGCUACCAUCUCUCAAUGGCCAGGUACCACUCUUGGGUUGCUCAGUUUCCCCCUCCUCUCUGUGGGCAAGAUAAAGAGACUCAGACAGCAGCAGAUGAGAUCACAACAAACACAGAAUGAUUACUAUGAAGAUGAUGAUUUGGAACAGUUGGCUUUCGACGAUGAGAAUAUUCUAACUCCAAAAGAAGCUAAAAGACUCAAACAAGAAUCGACUGAUGUAGCCGAUGUGUUGGAAGAACUAGGUAUUGGGAAGAGAAGGAAGCCGUCACUAGAAGCCAGACCCUCCAACAAGUACUGGCUACACGACACUCCUGGAGCAAUCAACAAUGCACAGCUAAUCAACCUCCUCACGACAAAAGAGCUCAAACUAGCCUUGUCCAAGAAGCCACUCAAGCCGAGGACCUUUAUUUUGAAGCCAGAGCAGUGCCUGUUCAUUGGUGGGCUGGCCAGACUAGACUACCUGCAGGGUUCAGACUCCGCCUACUUUACAGUGUUUGCCUCGUCCUACCUCCCGGUUCACACCAGCAAGAUGAGCAAGGCUGACACUGUCUACCAGAACCUUCUCGGAUCACCAAUGCUCAAGAUUCCACUAAAUGAGCCUGAAGGUCGCCUUCAAUCCUUCCCUCCCCUCGAGUCUCAAGAUUUCUGCCUCACUGGUGAGAGUUGGAAGAGAAGUACAGUUGACAUUGUUCUCUCCAGUGCUGGCUGGGUCUCUGUAACCCUUGGCCCUGAACUGGUUGCCACGGUGAGAGGCCACACCCCCCAUGGGAAGGGGAUGGUGAUUCGUACACCGUCCCUGUAUCCUGAGGCCAUUAACGAGAGAGGCAAGAGGAGCAAGUCAGACAACACCAGAGCAAUGUUCAGAGGAAAGUAAUAGAAGACAAACAAACAACAUACAUCUUGUAUGUAUCUUUGUCACUUUAAUUUUUUGUCAAAUUCCUCACCAAAAGUUAUGGAUUAUAAUUAUUGUUAUACUGU
Halichondria panicea is the source of this 1943-nucleotide messenger RNA. Its product is annotated as nitric oxide-associated protein 1-like. Bases 79 to 1839 code for a protein of 586 amino acids. The record is from RefSeq and is a predicted model, not a curated record. Gene Ontology annotation, molecular function: GTP binding. The transcript is spliced from 5 exons. Lineage: Eukaryota; Metazoa; Porifera; Demospongiae; Suberitida; Halichondriidae.